Ilex paraguariensis (yerba mate) is the source of this 1283-nucleotide messenger RNA. The record is from the annotation of a GenBank genome assembly. Lineage: Eukaryota; Viridiplantae; Streptophyta; Magnoliopsida; Aquifoliales; Aquifoliaceae.
GUCCAAAGCCACCGCCUAAUAUCUUGCCAAAAGACCAGGAACACACUCGCCGACUUCCAAUCCUCCCAGCAUUUCUCUCUCUUCCACAAUACCCAGAUAUUCAGUACCUGUAAGUAUAUCCCACCCCCCCCUCCUUCUCUCUCUCUCAAAUGGGCUUCCCAGUCAACGGCUCAUCAACCGACCGGCCACUUAAGUUCUUGAUCUAUGGCCGGACCGGCUGGAUCGGUGGCUUACUGGGCAAGCUCUGCGAAGCCCAAGGCAUCGACUUUGUUUACGGCUCGGGCCGUCUCGAGUACCGGAGCUCCUUAGAAGCUGACCUUGCUGCUGUGAAUCCGACCCACGUCUUCAACGCCGCAGGCGUGACCGGCCGGCCAAAUGUAGACUGGUGUGAAUCGCAUAAGGUCGAGACCAUCCGGACCAAUGUGGUCGGGACGCUGACGCUGGCUGAUGUGUGCAGAGAGAAGGGUCUGGUUUUGAUUAACUAUGCUACCGGUUGUAUUUUUGAGUACGAUUCUGAGCAUUCGAUAGGAACCGGUAUUGGGUUCAAGGAAGAGGAUAAACCCAAUUUCAUCGGAUCUUUCUAUUCCAAGACCAAAGCCAUGGUGGAGGAUUUGCUAAACAAUUAUGAAAACGUCUGCACAUUGCGGGUCAGAAUGCCCAUCUCAUCAGAUUUAUCCAACCCGCGCAACUUCAUCACAAAGAUCAGUCAAUACAAAAAAGUAGUUAACAUACCAAACUCAAUGACAAUCUUGGAUGAACUCCUUCCCAUUUCCAUCGAGAUGGCAAAAAGAAACCUCACAGGUAUAUGGAACUAUACAAAUCCUGGAGUGGUCAGCCACAACGAGAUUCUGGAAAUGUAUCGGGAAUAUAUUGACCCAAACUUCACAUGGAAGAAUUUUACUCUUGAGGAGCAGGCAAAGGUGAUCGUUGCGCCAAGGAGCAACAAUGAACUUGAUGCUACCAAGCUGAAGCAAGAAUUCCCUGAACUCUUACCCAUUAAGGAGUCCCUCAUACAGUACGUGUUCAAGCCAAAUCGGAAGACCCCUGUGGCUUGAUAAUAAGGUUUGAAAUUUUAUUUUGUCAGUCAAUAUAAAUUUAUUUAGUCUCAUGUGCGUUGAUGCAAUCUCUCUGCCAUAGUGUUUCCUCUUCCCAUAUGACAUGCAUGACUUUCCUAUUGUGUAUUUGAAAGUUGUAUUCAUAUUAACUUGACAGCAAAUAAAUAAUUCUGAAGUUAUAUAUCUGGUCAUUUUCGUGUUUUUUAAGUUUGCAAGCGAUGCAAGUUC